AAGCGCUGCACCGCGCGAGGUUCUUGACGGGAUAAUAAAUGUAACCAAUAUAAAAGUAGCGAUACUUUGUAGCCUACCAGUGCAUAACACUGCAUGCUUGCGACUCACAUUGAGCCGUCAAGAGGAGUAUAGCCUAGAACCAGAGCUUUGCGGGGCACUGCGCUACAACAAGGUUACUGAAGUACAGCCAAAGAGAAGAAAAUCUGAGAAAUAUACACAUGAUGGACCGCCCGGACUGUGGCAACUGAUACACGUUUCUCCAGUUUAGUGAUGGCAUCGAUGUCCAACGUUGUGUGAAAUUCCGGUAGUAAAUUGGGAAGCAUCCGUAUCCGGACACAGGAGAGGAAGGAUUUCAGCGCCACUAUUCUAAAACAUAAAGGAGCCCAUAUUAGACCUGGAUCAAUACAUCUCAUUAAUAUUUUACAACGACAUGAGAAAGAACACCUCUCCUGCUUAAUAAGAUGUAUCCACACCAUCGAGAAAGGGAGCAACCGAUCUUCAGCGCCAGGGCCCAUGUGUUCCAGAUCGACCCGAACACCAAGAGGAACUGGAUCCCCGCCAGUAAGCAUGCCGUCACCGUCUCCUUCUUCUACGACGGCAACAGGAAUGUGUACCGCAUCAUCAGCGUGGGCGGUACCAAGGCCAUUAUCAACUGCACCAUUACACCCAGCAUGACGUUCACCAGGACCUCGCAGAAGUUUGGCCAAUGGGCGGACAGCAGGGCCAACACGGUCUACGGCCUGGGCUUCGCUACAGAGCAGCAGCUGCAUCAGUUUUCUGAGCGGUUUAAGGAGGUGAAAGAGGCUGCCCGUCUUGCACGCGAAAAGUCCCAGGAUAAGAUGGAGCUGGCCAACACAGCCCUCAGCAUUGCUGCCCCACAGUUCUCACAGGACCUCAGUGAUGAGCUCCAGUCGCCGCCGGUGAUGUGUGUGAACGGUCCUGAGGACAAGAUGUUCCGGAGCCAAAGCGCAGACAUCACACUGUCUUCUGAGAAGGAGCGCAUUAAAAAGAUGCUUUCUGAAGGGUCUAUCUGCGAGAUGAACCUGGAGGCAGAGCUCUUCACCCUGCAGGACAGCAACUCCAAGCUGGUGGCGGCGCUACAUGAAGCUAACAAUAACGUGGAGCAGUGGAAGAAGCAGCUAGUUGCCUACCAGGAGGAGACCGAGAGGCUACGAGACCAGGUGGCUGAUCUGGAGGCACAUGGCGGACACGGCCCUAGUGACAUGCUCAAAGACGAGUUGACUCGUUCUCUGGAGGAACUGGAGGCCCUGCUCAAGGCUAAAGAUGAGGAAAUCCACAUUCUGCAGAACAAGAAAGAAGAAUACCAUGAGAUGGAGCAGGAAAGAGAAGAGGCCAUACAUCGAUUACAGGAGAUGGAGAUGCGUAACCUGGAGCUGGAGCGGCGGGUGCAGAACGUGGAGCAGAACCUGUCCGCCUCCCUGGAGGAGCGGGACCGCACGGAGAGUGAAGUGCAGAGGGCCAUUGAGAUCCUGGACGUCAAGAUCUUUGACCUGAACGACCUUCGGCAGAGCAUGGUCAAGCUCAUUGACAAAUAGUGUGAAAGAGAAGAGGAUGGGUCUCUUAGCGAAGGCCAAUGCAAAGAGAGGAAUUUGGAAAAGAGAACGAGCUGGUCCUCUCUUGCUAUAAAGCACAACACCACUUCUGCUGUGGGRAGAUGGCUGCUCUGGGUCCUUACAGCAGCAGCAGCAUCACUGUACAGCUUGUUAAGCGUAGGUUGUGGUGUUACCUAGGCAGUGUAUCUGCUAUGUCCGAUGUUGUGCUGUAAUUCAUGUUGCUGUCUUAACAUUCUAGGCAAUGAUCUAAAUGCUACUGUUCAUUUGAGAUUAAGAAUAUUGUCAAGAAUGAGAACAAUAAGGAGAUCAUUAGGUGCUUGUAGAUAUAGUUUUCAUACUUUUGAAAUCAACUGAUUUUAUACAAAAUUGGGAAUGUAAUGCUAUAAUGAGCAAUGUGGAUUAUUCUCCAGUGAGAUAAAAAAUGGUUUUGAGAGAUCUUUCAGUGCAACCAAACUAUGUAUUUGGAAAGAAGCAGUACACCAUGCAGAAAAUAGAUUUUUUUUUUUUUUUUUAUGUGGUUGACAGCUAUCACCUCAUCCAAUUAGAAUACAACUCAAGAUAAUUGACAAAAUAUUCACUUUUUUUUUUAUACAUCUGAGCAAAGUUAGUGAAAGUGUCAGAGGCCGAAAGACAUGCUGCCGCAGUGGAGUUAACCUGUGACAUGUUAACGAUUCAUGCAUCCAAUAAGAAACUAAAACGCAUGCGUCAAAGAAUGAGCGAUCUGUAAAGAAACAAUGAUUCACUGUACUGUUUGACACGUCAGCUGUCUCCGGGUUUGAGUUGUAGAUAUAGAACUUUAUUGGUACCAUGGCAUGUUGGUAGUAGUGUGAUAAGAGGUAUGAAGCAUGAGGGUAUCUUGAAUUCCUGUGAAUGUUCCAUCUAAGAACUAAAGACACCAAAGAGAGUUGAGUUCUCAAAGUAAGAGCUUUCGAAAGCUUGACUCAGCUUCUCCUGUGUUCAUAGAAUGUUAAAUUAAAGCUUAGAUUAGUCCUGAUAAUUAGGUAGAUGAUUUAGGCGAUAAGAAUUACAUGUAAGUGCUUGCUCUUGCAAUAAAUCAAUGUAUAAAUUAAGAUUUGAGCAGUUGUCUCUAGCCAAUUGUCCAGUAGUGAGAUUUAAUUGAUAUAAAUGUAUCAUUGACACUU
Molecule: messenger RNA, 2716 nt
Organism: Salvelinus sp. IW2-2015
Lineage: Eukaryota; Metazoa; Chordata; Actinopteri; Salmoniformes; Salmonidae
Source: RefSeq, a predicted model, not a curated record